AUGACUACUCGUCUUAUUCCCCAUGCGGCCGUGUCUGCCUUCAGAGACUCUUCCGGGUUUCCGAUACCUAUCUCGGCGAGUGACAACGGCACAAAUCAGGUCACUACAGCAGACCAGCGAAUUAUCCGCAAAAGCUCUCGCAAAGUGGCCCAGAGGGCGGCUAGCGGUGAAGUAGGCGCCCGGUUAGACUGUCUGUCGAUGGACGAAGUGGAGCGCGCCCCGGGAAAUACUCAACUGCCUGACACGGAGGUGUCUUUGCUAAGUCUGCUACAGAAGCAAGACACGAAUCAAGCGGACGCUGUCAAGCAGGUUCUGAAUCACAUGUCAGACCAUGCAGAAGAGCACGCACUACAGAUGGCAUUGGUGUGGCGCUACGCAAAAGAGCAUGAAUCUCGACGGAAACCAGACCGUACGACUGUGUAUUCAGUUUGGAACGUCCACGGACGUUGCGCGCCGGGGAAGAUCAACAUCAUCCAGCGAAAUUGGGGCGAGAAGUGGUAUAAUCAAGCACGUCAGAGGAAUAUCUUCCCGCCUGCCGAGCGCGGAGCUGCAAGUCUCUCAAAAACCAUGCUUAGACUCAUCGCCAAUGUGAGCAGCUCUGUGACUCUGAGCCAGGCAUUGGAGUUUCUCGAGCACGCUAUCCAAGAUCGGACAGCGGUUGGAUCGCGGAGAAUGUUGGGCUGGAAAGCUGCAACGACCACCCAUCUUAUGCUCUGUGACGUGCAAUCGCUCAUAGCGCAUGUUGAGGAAGAACGGCCAAUGUCUGCCACGAAGACGUCACAAAAGACACAGCCUACAGGCUCAGAUGAGGAAACCCUGGAGUUAAUUAGCUCGAAGGGAAUAUCAAGUCUCUCUGCUUUUGGAAGCUCAACGCAAUCGAAAGAGGUAUCAGCAAGAAGAACUGGUAAAAGGAAGCCACAGAGCGUUGCAAACAACAACAGCGACAUACAAAUGACUAGACAGGAAGGUCGAAGGAGCGAGAUAGUCGUGGCAGCCACGGCGUCACAGGCAGGCAAGCGGAAAACCGUCGAGCCCUUGCAGUUGGACCAUAAGACUUCUCGUGAGAAAAGAGCUCGGAUACGAAUGGACCGGCGACAGUCGAUAGUGGACGCCCCCGAUUUGCCCCUUGAGGCUGUAAGUGGCAGCGUAAUCGCAGACGUGCCACCCGAUGGUCGGCAAGACCAUUCAACGACUACAGGCACAGUUAAGAGGCCUCCGCAGGUCGAUCGCGCCCAGCAAGAGAAGGUGGAUUCGCAUGUCGUGAGAGACAGCGCGACGGAACGAGAGGCCAGGUAUCAGAGCUCUACAAAUUCUCCUACGGCUGAAUUCGAAUUUGUCGCUAAUGGGAGCGCCUCCGAACACUUGGAACAUGCUACUGGUCCUCGUGAAAAGCAACACGACCAACCUCUAGACUCUUACAACCAUUGCACAUCAUGUGGUGGAAGCUGUUCAGCAUGCGAGGUACCAUCAGGUUUCAAUGAAUUCGAGCGCCGUAACCUAUACUCGGCCGCCCACCGGGCCUUGGAGCUAGAGGCGAGAGCUCCUCAUGCCACAGUGCGCAACUGGGUAAAGCCUAUCAGAUACGCAAGUUGCAGCGUAGGAUUGCCCCAGGGUCCUGGAGAAGCUUCGAUGAUGCCGAUGAAUGAUCUGCGGCGAGACCUUACUGAAGCCAUCGCGCCGGCGUUCCUUCGACAAGAUCGAUUCCGAUUGCUAGAUCUCUUAAUCGAACGCUGUAAAGCAGAUGCUACAAAACAUUUGGGGAAACAACUUCAUCUGUUGCCCUUUGACGUGGGAGGCAGCCGAAGAUUCAACAUUCUUGGAUGGCCAGGUGCUUUCUCUGGUGCUCACGUCGACAGCAGUGGAGCGACAUGGGUCCGCAAUCUCUUUGGACAAAAGCUUUGGAUGUUUGUGCCCGAGGAUCUAAUGACCCCAGCCGAUUGGGAAGAACUUGCAGAGGACGGUGAUGACUGGAACCCCGGCAACAAAGCCCGAGCUAUUGUGCUACAGCCAGGAGAUGUGUUUGUGAUGAGACCUGGUCUUGUCCAUGCUGUAUACACUCUCGGCGAUUCUGGGCCUAGCCUAAUGAUAGGUGGACUCUUCUUGGAUAAUCAGGACCUCAUUCACACUCUGCAGACGUUUCACAGAAUUGGGAAGAACCAACGCAUCACGAAUGAGCCUAUUUCCCAUCAGUUCGCACAAAUUAUCUCGAGCCUGGAGUGUAUAAUUCGAAGGAAUUCUGCGCCAUACUUCUCGACUCCAGAGGAUCUGGAUGUUUUUACAGACUUCUUGACGAGACUGCGUGCACUCGGCUGCGAUUGCUCAAAGUGUGACGAAGAAUGUACGUGUGCGCGCGAAAGUCGUCGUUGUACGCCGCUCUGCUCCGUGCAUGUCUUUGGUGAUGCGAUGCUAAGGUCUUGCAUGUCAGAAGAGUACUGCUCCUGCCAUGUAAAAUCGUGCCGCAGCGUACGCAUCGGAGUCAUGGGCUUGAAGCGCGUCGAAGGGCCCUGA
This is a messenger RNA of Zasmidium cellare ATCC 36951, 2508 nucleotides long. RefSeq lists its product as uncharacterized. NCBI's taxonomy places the organism in Eukaryota, Fungi, Ascomycota, Dothideomycetes, Mycosphaerellales, Mycosphaerellaceae. The coding region runs from base 1 to 2508 and encodes 835 amino acids. The transcript has 5 exons. The record is from RefSeq and is a predicted model, not a curated record.